Molecule: messenger RNA, 420 nt
Organism: Rhizophagus irregularis DAOM 181602=DAOM 197198
Lineage: Eukaryota; Fungi; Glomeromycota; Glomeromycetes; Glomerales; Glomeraceae
Source: RefSeq, a predicted model, not a curated record
AUGGUUUCAAAAUGGAUUGAUAAAGUGGUUAUUAACAAUAAUAAUUAUGAGAAAUUAUAUUUACCAUAUAAAUUUAAAUUAUUAUUAAGAGGAAGUCGAGAUGGAUUUACUCCUGAAAAAUUUCAUGAAUUAUGUGAUGGCAAAGCUAAUACAGUUACAUUUAUUAAUUUAGAAGGAAAUGAAGAAAUUCUUGAUUAUAGCAGUGUAUAUGGUCCAAAAUAUGGAAGCGAUCUUAAUAUAUAUACCUGUAUAAGCAAUAACCCAUCUGCAGCUUUUGAUAGAACUUAUUGUAAAAAAUUGCGUUAUGAAAGAAGUAUAAGAGAUACUGAAGAAGAUUUUUCAAUAGAAAAUUAUGAAAGAUUUUAUGAUAAGUUUAAUGCUGUUAUAUUUAAAAUAAAGGGAAAUUCAUGGUCGACAUAA